CCGGCAUAAGUAUCCUUGAGUCGUGCAAUUUUAAUUUUAGGGUUUCGCUCUCAUACUCUCACUUUCGUAGCCGCAAGACUCCUCUCAGAUUGGCGAAAAAAAAAAAGACUCCUCUCAGAUUCUUACUUGCAGGAUUUGGGGAACAGAAGAUGGAGUUACGUAGCACUACAAAACACAAGAGUGGAACCAUUCCGAGUGUGAUAUUUAGCAACACCAACGGGUACAAGCUUGAAGAGUUGGUCAAGGGUAAACCGGACGGCAAGAAAGCCGUUCCUGGAGCACGGAUUAGUGUUCGCUACAUUGGAAAGCUUCAGAAAAAUGGGAAGAUCUUUGUUGACUAUUCAAAAACACCGUUUGAGUUUAUUCUAGGUUCUGGAGAAGUUCUUCAGGCAUUCGAAUUUGGUGUUGGAGGUUUUCUUCCAGGAGUCGAAUCUGGUGUUGAAGGCAUGCUUGUUGGUGGCAAAAGAAGGAUUACAGUUCCUCCACUUAUGGGGUAUGGCAAGGGCGGUGAUGGUAAACUGGUUCCUCCUAACGCUUGGCUAGUUUUUGAAGUCGAACUGCUUGAUGUUAGUGCUGGAAGCUCAAUGAUUGAAGCCACUUCUGAUGUGACAACACACGAUAAUGGUCUCACCAUUGAAGUGUUGGUCAAAGGUAAACCGGAUGGUAAGAUAGCUGUUCUAGGAAAAUGGAUUCGUGCUCUCUACACUGGAAAGCUUCAGAAGAAUGGGGAGAUUUUCGAUUCCAAAUUCAGCAAAAGACCAAAAACGUUCUGCCUAGGAGGUGAUCAUAAACUUGGUUUGGGAUUCAGUUUUGGCAUAACAGGCAUGCAUGUUGGUGAGAUAAGAAAGAUUACCGUUCCUCCAGUAUACGGGUUUGUUGGUAAACGGGUUCCUCGUCAUGCUUGGCUGGUUUUCCAAGUCGAACUGGUUGAAGUUGUUGAUGAUGAAGUUGUUGAUGAUGGUAAUGAUGAGUAACUAACUGGUUGAAGUUAGUUAUGAGUAACAAAACAGUCUUUUUGUCCCAAUAAAUUGUCUCCGAAUUGUAAACCCGUGCAAAUCUUGUCAGAGACAGACUCUAAUAAUCUCUACUCAAAAUGAAUGUAGACAGAUAUUACAGUUUGCUUAGCAGUUGGUUCACUCUUCA
Molecule: messenger RNA, 1143 nt
Organism: Arabidopsis lyrata subsp. lyrata
Lineage: Eukaryota; Viridiplantae; Streptophyta; Magnoliopsida; Brassicales; Brassicaceae
Product: peptidyl-prolyl cis-trans isomerase FKBP9
Exons: 10
Coding region: 150-974 (274 amino acids)
Molecular function (GO): peptidyl-prolyl cis-trans isomerase activity
Source: RefSeq, a predicted model, not a curated record